GAUUCUCCGAGGAUAACAGACGAACUCAAACAUAGCCACCUUGCCAUCUUCAACCUCAAAAUUUCUUUCUUUUCUUUUUUUUUUUUAAGGAAAAUUUUCUUUCUUUUCCAAUUUCCCUUAUUUCAAGAAUAAUGCUUUAGCAAAACCACGAGCCAUUUUGGGCAUUUUGAGAAUUCCCAAGUAAAAUGUCCAUUUGUGCAGCUUAUAAUGGACUCGCACUGCACUCGCCAAAAGCAGAAAGCUUCAGCAGACUCAUUUCUUCUAAUUUUAUCAAUCGUAUUCAGGUAAGACCAGCCCCUUAUUCUCCUUCUUUACAUUUAUCAGGACACUUUAAAUUUGGUAAAGAAAGAUGUCAUCUGAUAUCAGCUUCAGCUACACCAACCGUUGAAAGUUCCAAAACUUCAUUCAGGAGCAAAAACCCAGAAGAUAUUAGUGUUCUGGUUGUGGGUUCAACCGGCUACAUUGGGAAUUUUGUAGUUAAAGAGUUGGUCAAAAGAGGCUUCAAUGUCAUCGCCAUUGCUAGGGAAAGAAGUGGCAUUAGAGGUCGGAAUGAUAAAGAUAAGACCUCGGAAAUGUUAAAUGGAGCUAACGUAUGCUUCUCAGACGUAACUCAGUUGGAUGUUUUGGAGAAGAGUUUAGCAGAAAGAGUGGCUUCAGUUGAUGUUGUUGUGUCUUGCCUUGCUAGUCGAAACGGUGGCGUGAAGGACUCGUGGAAGAUUGAUUAUGAAGCCACAAAGAAUAGUCUUGUUGCUGGCAGGAGAUUUGGGGCUUCACAUUUUGUUUUGCUAUCUGCAAUCUGCGUGCAAAAACCCCUCCUUGAAUUUCAAAGAGCAAAGCUGAAAUUUGAAGCUGAAUUAAUGAAAGCAGCAGAACAGGAUGCUGGAUUUACCUAUAGUAUUGUAAGACCAACAGCAUUCUUCAAGAGCCUUGGAGGACAGGUUGAUUUGGUGAAAGAUGGAAAGCCGUAUGUGAUGUUUGGGGAUGGAAAGUUGUGUGCUUGCAAGCCAAUCAGCGAGCCUGAUUUGGCCUCAUUCAUUGCGGAUUGCGUAUUGAGCGAGAACAAGAUUAAUCAGAUUCUGCCAAUUGGAGGACCUGGGAAGGCUUUGACGCCGCUGGAGCAGGGGCAGAUUUUGUUCAGACUGUUAGGGAAAGAGCCCAAGUUCCUGAAAGUGCCAAUUGAGAUAAUGGACUUUGCCAUUGGUGUUCUUGAUUUCCUCGUCAAAAUAUUUCCUUCGCUGGAAGAUGCAGCUGAGUUUGGGAAGAUCGGUCGGUACUAUGCCGCUGAAAGCAUGCUGGUGUGGGAUCCUGAAACUGGAGAAUACAGUGCUGAGAAAACACCAAGUUAUGGAAAGGACACCUUGGAAGAAUUCUUUGACAAGGUCCUCAGAGAAGGAAUGGCCGGUCAGGAACUAGGCGAGCAGACAAUUUUUUAGAUGUUCCUGUGCAAAUUUUGUAUUCCAACCUAGUCGAUUUUCGACGAGAUUUUUUGUCUACAAAUUACAUCCUUGUAUGUUGUAUCAUUUUUGUUUAAAAACAUUAUAAUUAUACAAUAACUAUCAAUCAUCA
Coffea eugenioides is the source of this 1566-nucleotide messenger RNA. Its product is annotated as divinyl chlorophyllide a 8-vinyl-reductase, chloroplastic. Lineage: Eukaryota; Viridiplantae; Streptophyta; Magnoliopsida; Gentianales; Rubiaceae. The coding region runs from base 186 to 1433 and encodes 415 amino acids. The record is from RefSeq and is a predicted model, not a curated record. Gene Ontology annotation, molecular function: oxidoreductase activity. The transcript has a single exon.